AGCGACCCAGAGGUCGAUUUGUUAUUGUUUGUGGAAUGAGGUAAGAAGGCAACGGCAGAAUGGGAUACCGCUGAGUCACGGUGCCAAGGGUUAUACAAUCGGCCGAGCCCCGUAGUCUUGCUGAGUCACAGCCGCCAGCACUAGGACCCACUGGAGCGGCAGAUUGGUAGCAUGCGCCCUGACUGGCCGGGCUGAAGGAGAGAGACUGCUCCUAGAACUGAGAGACUGACGCCACGAGACUGCACGGAACCGGCUGAAAACUCACAGCUAGUGGAGAGACAGUUCUGUGUGCGAGCGAUAGAGAGAAAGAGCGUCUGUAGCGCCGGAUUACUGUGCCUGAGAGACCUCCCUGUAGCUGUGGGAUUUGAAGCUCUUAAAGAAAAGCUGAACGGGGCUCCUGCUCAUACUUGAAGAUGGUGAAACUGGGCAGUUACUGCGAGCACAAUGGCAGCAUUUCCCAAGCCUGGCUGGAUAGAGGCCUCUCCCCUUGCUUCUACUUCACCCUGGUCCCGUCUGUGCUCCUGAGUUUCUCUUUCUUAUUAGGAGCUUUACAGUCUGCCAUAUAUGCCCGGCACAGUACCAACAUGGAACCUAAGUACAUCCCACGAUCACGUCUUUACCGCCUUCAGAUACUGCUGUCUGUGGCACUGAUACUGCAAUACAUCAUAGGUCUGAUCUGGCAGGCUGCAGGCACUGAUAUUGUGUAUGGGUACAUGAUUGUGCAUGGCUGUCUCUCUGUAGGGGCCUGGGGAUUCAGCUUGUGGCUACUUUACUUGGAGAGGACAAGGGCCCUAGUGCGCGAGAGGAGCAAAGGCCAUGGAGUUGUGCUGUUAUUAUUCUGGGCACUGGCAUUUGCUGCAGAGAAUCUGGCAUUCAUUUCAUGGCAGAGUCCUAACUGGUGGUGGCUAUCACGGAAUACUGUUCCACAGAAGAUGCAGUUUGGCCUCUGGAUUACACGAUAUGUGUGCACGCUCUUCCUGUUCAUGCUGGGAAUUCGUGCACCAGGCAGACCGCACAAGCCUUAUAUUCUUCUGAUAAAUGAAGAUGAAAGGGAUGUGGAGAACUCACAACCUCUCCUGAGAGAUCCACACCAAUCCACCUGGCAGGGAUUCAGAAAGAAGUUACUGCUGGUGAUCCAAUACAUUUGGCCACGUAGGAAUGUGCCAUUGCAGCUACUGGUGGCUAUGUGCAUGGGGCUGAUGGGAUUGGAGCGGGCCAUUAAUGUCUUUGUUCCCAUAUAUGCAAAGAAUAUCGUGGAUGGGCUAACAGAUGGUUCUGCGUGGCACAUGCUAGCUGUGACUGUCUGCAUUUACGUUCUUCUCAAGUUUCUGCAAGGUGGAGGAGCAGGUACAACCGGAUUUAUCAGCAAUUUGCGGACCUUCAUGUGGAUACGAGUCCAGCAGUUUACCAACCGGGAGGUGCAGAUCAGGCUCUUUGCCCACCUUCACUCUCUUUCCCUACGUUGGCAUCUCGGUCGCAAGACAGGUGAAGUGCUCCGCAGCGUAGACAGGGGAACCAGCAGUAUUAACAGUCUUCUCAGUUAUAUUGUGUUCAGCAUACUUCCCACCAUUGCUGAUAUCAUCAUCGGAAUUAUCUAUUUCACAUCUUUCUUCAAUGCCUGGUUUGGGCUGAUCAUUUUCAUCUGUAUGACCUUGUACUUAACUCUGACCAUCAUUAUCACCGAAUGGAGGACCAAGUAUCGUCGAGAGAUGAAUACCAGGGACAAUGAGGCUAAAUCCCGUGCUGUAGACUCCUUACUGAACUUUGAAACGGUGAAGUACUAUAAUGCAGAAAGCUAUGAAGUCGACAGAUUUAACGACUCAAUAAUGAAAUAUCAGCUUUCUGAAUGGAAGGUUAACGCUUCACUUGCCAUGCUGAAUCAGACCCAGAAUCUUAUCAUUGGGCUUGGGCUGCUAGCUGGUUCUCUACUUUGUGCAUACUUUGUUACUGAAAAUAAGUUCAAGGUGGGCGACUAUGUGCUCUUUGGAACCUAUAUCAUCCAGCUGUACACACCCUUGAAUUGGUUUGGAACUUACUACAGGAUGAUACAAAGCUCUUUCAUUGAUAUGGAGAAUAUGUUUGAACUCUUCAAUGAAGACCAAGAGGUAAAGGAUGCAGUAAAUGCCCCAGCGCUCAUGUUCCACUCUGGAAAAAUAGAGUUUGAAAAUGUUCAUUUCAGUUAUUUGGAUGGCAAAGAAAUACUUCGGGAUAUAUCAUUCACAGUGAUCCCAGGACAGAGUGUAGCACUGGUGGGUCCAUCUGGUUCUGGGAAAAGUACUAUUAUACGGCUCCUCUUCCGCUUUUAUGAUGUCAAAGGAGGUGGUAUCAAGAUUGAUGGCCAGGAUAUUUCCAAGGUUCGCCAGGAAUCCCUACGCUCUCACAUUGGGGUGGUACCUCAGGACACAGUGCUAUUUAAUGAUACAAUUAGGAGCAACAUACGCUACGGGCGGGUCAGUGCCACAGAUGAAGAGGUGGAGGAAGCCGCUGCUGCUGCUGAUAUACAUGAACGCAUACUUUCUUUCCGUGAUGGAUAUGAUACACAGACUGGGGAGCGAGGACUGAAGCUGAGUGGCGGAGAGAAGCAGAGGGUCGCUAUUGCUCGAACCAUUCUGAAAGCACCACAGAUUAUUCUGCUGGACGAGGCCACAUCUGCUCUGGACACUGAAACAGAGAGAAAUAUCCAGGCAUCUCUGGCCAAAGUCUGUGCUCAUCGUACAACAAUUGUUGUUGCCCAUAGGCUUUCAACUGUGAUAAAUACUGAUCAGAUCCUUGUGCUGAAAGAAGGACAAAUAGUAGAACGUGGGAGACACGAUGAGCUCCUGCUUAAGGGGGGAGUCUAUGCUGGAAUGUGGCAGAAGCAACAGAAUGGCAGCGAAUCUUCUUCAGACUCAGAUUCCGAAAGAAAGGAUCGGACAUCAGAAAAAUUGCAGCCCCCAAAACCAGCAGCCAGAAGAGGCCAUUAGCCCAGGAGCAUUCAUUGAAACAAGGUUCUAAAAAAGGAAAAACCAGAGAUGUAAUGCAACUAGGUUGCACUAGAUGGGCUAAGUUUGGGCUUCCUUGGUGCAAAGCUCUUUUUAUGCAACUGAAUGUCUUCAUAAGAAUUGCAAAGCUCUUCCUAUUUAUAAGCUACAUUUUUUAAAAUAUAAAUUGGUGUUUUGAAAUAUAUCUAAGGGUAGGAUGGAGAAAACUAAUAUUCUGAUGUAGGGAUGUUCAAUAUACCUCACCAGCUGAUCUUUGUAGUGCAACUCCAGCUGCCAAUGCAGCAUGGAUAUCCUUGUUCAACCACGAACAAACAACGAAUGAAUUUAUUAUAGAGGAGUAUUUGUAUGUGAAAAACAAGGGAUUCAGUGACUGGAUCAUAGUCCAUUGCACACACCAACUCUGCACCUGAUGAUGCAUUGGCACAUGUACUGCUUUUUGCAAUGCAGCUAUGAUACAGCUAUAAUUGCCCCCCCCCCCCAUUCUCCACACUCACUUUAGUUUCUUGCCAACCAAUGAUAGUGGGUCCUCAUACCCAUUU
Xenopus laevis (African clawed frog) is the source of this 3520-nucleotide messenger RNA. RefSeq names its product ATP binding cassette subfamily B member 6 (Langereis blood group) L homeolog (gene abcb6.L). Gene Ontology annotation, biological process: heme transmembrane transport; heme transport; transmembrane transport. The coding region runs from base 414 to 2963 and encodes 849 amino acids. The transcript has 20 exons. NCBI's taxonomy places the organism in Eukaryota, Metazoa, Chordata, Amphibia, Anura, Pipidae. The record is from RefSeq and is a predicted model, not a curated record. Gene Ontology annotation, cellular component: lysosomal membrane; Golgi membrane; mitochondrial outer membrane. Gene Ontology annotation, molecular function: ABC-type transporter activity; heme binding; nucleotide binding.